Salmo salar (Atlantic salmon) is the source of this 917-nucleotide messenger RNA. The record is from RefSeq and is a predicted model, not a curated record. NCBI's taxonomy places the organism in Eukaryota, Metazoa, Chordata, Actinopteri, Salmoniformes, Salmonidae.
AUGUUUGCCACUCUGAUCUCUCUCUCACUCCCACCUAAUCUCUCUCUCUGUUCCUCUCUCUCUCUCUGUUCCUCUCUCUGUUUUUGUUCCUCUCUCUCUGUUCCUCUCUCUCAUUUUGUUCCUCUCUCUCUCUCUCCCCCUCUCUCUCUCCAUUGCUUCAAUUAUUAUUAUCUUCCUCACUCCCUCAUGCUCUGUACACCUCUUUCUUUCUCGCGCUUCUUUGCCUCACCACGUCUAUCACUCUCUCUGUUUCUCUCUCUUCUCUCUCCUCUCCUCUUCUCGGUAUGGUGAGGCUGACUCUGGGAGCUCUGGCAGUGUUUGUAGCUGUGUGUGGAGUGUCCAGUUUUGUGUUGCUGGGGGUGGCUAUAGGGACAGACUACUGGUACCUCAUAGAUGUCUCUCAGAGGCAAAACAACUCCAACCUCUCCCUCAGCUCACACUCAGGACUAUGGAGAACCUGCAACUCCCAGCAGCUCUGUCAGCCAUUCGUCAACCCGUUUGAAGGCGGACAAAACCUCACAGACUCUUACAGACAACUUUUAAAUAUGCACGGGACAUUCAUGGUGUUGCUUCCUCUCAGCAUGAUCAUCAUGGUUGUCGGGGGACUGAUGGGGUUCAUCGGCCUGCUGGCCAGAGCUUACCUACUACUGCUGAUGACUGGUGUACUGUUACUACUGGGAGGUAAGCACCCUUUACCCUACACCCUAUGCCUUAUACACUACACCCUACGCCCUAAACCCUACCCUUAUGCCCUACACCCUAUACCCUACGCACUACACCUUAUACCCUAUGCCCUUAACCUUAUACCCUACGCCCUACACCUUAUAACCUACGCCCUACACCUUAUACCCUACGCCCUACACCUUAUACCCUACGCCCUACACCUUAUACGCUACGCCCUACGCCCUACGCCCUAA